AUGCCGGAGCUCCCGCCGCGGGGACGUGGGAGAGGGGGAGAAGGCAUCCUCAGAUUGGGGGCUGUGGCAGGGACCCCACGGACAGGGAGCUGGGGGCGACCGCUCUUCGAGGACCCAUCGUCAUUACCCUGCCACUCAAGACAGAACUCUCGGCCCUCCCUGGGCCCCUUGGACGUGACGCUGACUCAGCCGGUGAGGAGCGGGCCAGCCUCUGACAGGCUGCAGAGCUGGGAGGAGACGCGAAGUCUCAUCCCAGAGAAGGGGCCGCCGGAGGAGGACCCGGACGUCGUGGUGAAAGGUUGGCUGUACCGAGAGCCCCGCGGAGGAGGGGCGCGGCCCUGGUUGCCCCCGCGCCGGGCCUGGUUCGUGCUCACCAGGGACUCGCUGGAUCAGUUCAGCAGCAGCGGGAAGGGGGCGCGGCGCCUCGGGAGCCUCGUGCUCACCAGCUUGUGCUCGGUGACCGGCCCGGAGCGCCGACCCAAAGAGACCGGUCUGUGGUCAGUGACCGUGUCUGGCCGGAAGCACAGCAUCCGGCUCUGCUCCCCACGCCAGGCUGAGGCGGAGCGCUGGGGGGUGGCGUUGCGAGAAGUGAUCGCCUCCAAGGCACCACUGGAGACCCCUACCCAGCUGCUGCUUAGAGACAUUCAGGAGAGUUGUGGGGAUCCGGAAGCUGUGGCCCUUAUUUACCGACGGAACCCAAUUCUGAGGCACACCAGUGGGGCCUUGUACGCUCCACUCCUGCCCCUGCCCUACGGUGUCAGCGCCCCAGGUCCGGGCUACGCACCCUUGCGCGAGGAGGCGGUGCGGCUGUUCCUGGCGCUGCAGGCGCUGGAGGGGGCGCGGCGCCCCGGGCCCCUGAUGCAGGGUGUGCUCCAAACCUGCCGGGACCUGCCUGCGCUCCGCGACGAGCUCUUCCUGCAGCUGGCUAAGCAGACCUCGGGCCCCGCAGGCCCCCCUGGGCCCCCAGCUACCCAAGACCCCGCAGCCCUUCGGUACUGGCAGCUCCUCACCUGCAUGAGCUGCACCUUCCGGCCUGGGGGAGCUGUGAGGGGGCACCUCCUGGGGCAUCUGGAAAGGACCGAGCAGGCGCUCCCGGACACAGAACUGGCGGAAUAUGCGCGCUUCAUCCGGAAAGCGCUGGGCCGGACGCGCGGCCGAGAGCUGGUGCCUUCUCUGGCAGAGAUUUCAGCGUUGAGCCGACGACAGGAGCUGUUGUGCACCGUGCACUGUCCGGGGGCUGGUGCCUGCCCUGUGGCCAUAGACUCUCACACCACAGCGGGGGAGGUUGCUCGAGAGCUCGUGGGACGGCUGGGCUUGGCCCGUAGCCGGAACGCAUUCGCGCUGUAUGAGCAGCGAGGGGCCCAGGAGCGAGCCCUGGCUGGGAGCACUCUCGUGGCCGACGUGCUCACCAGGUUUGAGAAUUUGGCAGCGGAGGAAGCCGGGCUGGAUGAUUCGACGGACUCUGGUUGGCGACUAUGCCUGCGUCUUCACGGGCCUCUGCACCCUGAGGGGCUGUCCCCAGACGGUCACGAACUGCCUUUCCUCUUUGAGCAGGCUCACGCUCUGCUGCUCCGCGGCCGGCCGCCCCCGCCCGAAGACACCCUGCGCGCCCUGGCGGCGCUGCGUCUGCAGAGCCUGCACCGAGACUUCUCCCCCAGGGAGCCCCUGCCUCCCCUGGAUCGCCUGCUGCCGCCCCCCGCCCCGCCACGUGAAGACCCUCCCCGCCCAGUCCCCAGGCCUCCUCCCUCCGCCGCCCUGCUGGCCGGGGCAAUCUGGAGUCCGGGCCUGGCCAAGAGGCGGGCGGAGAGGACCCGGCGCGGCGGCGGGGCCGGCAGCACGGCGGGAAGCGUGGCCCGCGAGGGAGGAGGUGGCGCCGGCACGGCGGCCGCUGUGCUGGGCGGCUGGAAGCGGCUACGGGGCAUGGGCCGAGCUGAGGCCAUGGCUGCCUACCUGGCUCUGGCGGCGCAGUGUCCAGGGUUCGGCGCUGCUCGGUAUGACGUUCUGGAGCUGAGCACGGAGCCUGGUGGGGGCACUCCACAGAAGCUAUGUCUGGGCUUGGGAGCCAAGGCCAUGUCCCUCUCCCGGCCAGGUGAGACAGAGCCCAUCCACUGUGUCAGCUAUGGCCAUGUGGCCGCCUGCCAACUGAUGGGCCCCCACACCCUGGCACUGAGGGUGGGAGAGAGCCAGCUCCUCCUGCAGAGUCCCCAGGUGGAAGAGAUCAUGCAGCUGGUGAAUGCCUAUUUGCCCAGUCCCUCCCCCGAGAGGCCCUGCCGCAGCCCUUCUCCUCCAUGCCAAGACCUGCCAGACACCUCCCCUCCCAGCCAGCACCCGGGCCUGGACGAGCCCCAGGGACAGUCUGGCUGUUUGGGGCAGCUGCAGGACUGA
Puma concolor (puma) is the source of this 2385-nucleotide messenger RNA. Lineage: Eukaryota; Metazoa; Chordata; Mammalia; Carnivora; Felidae. The record is from RefSeq and is a predicted model, not a curated record.